This is a messenger RNA of Cuscuta europaea, 2212 nucleotides long. The record is from the annotation of a GenBank genome assembly. NCBI's taxonomy places the organism in Eukaryota, Viridiplantae, Streptophyta, Magnoliopsida, Solanales, Convolvulaceae.
AUUGCAUUUGACAAAAAAGGAGGGCUGGAAGUCUGGAACUGGUCAAGUAUAUUUUGAGUCUUUUGUCGAGAUUCCAAUAACUUUGAGGGAAGCAGACAUUUUCUCUGUAGGGGGCGUCGCUUUUGGAGUGUGGAAUUAUUAAUAUUAAUACUAAUAUUAAUAUUAGUAUUAUUAUCUGAUGAUGGAACCAGUUUUGCUUGCGCGCUAUGUGUGUUUGUCUUGUCUGCUACUCUCUUCCUAAUGAGGUCGGAAGGUCAGUCAAGAUUCCAUCGAGGCAGGUGAUCUCCCAUCUACCCAAGUAACUCAACCCCUUCACUCUACACAGCUCAUCUCUUCUCUUUGUCAAGAACAUAUUUUUUUAGCUGGGUUUAUCGCUGGAAGUGGUAAAGCAAGGAUUUUUACCUCUCAUCUUUGGUGGGUUCUGUCGAUUCUUGAUGGGUUUCCAGUUCUUUGGCUGAUUUACUGCUCUUUUUGGACGAAAGCUGAAGAAUAGCUGGAAAAAUUUGAGAUUUGAGAUGAAGAGGAAUAAGGCUGCGGCUUUGAGGGGAUAUUAUGUUAUCUUAGUCUGGUGUUAGGGUUUUGUGAAAGAUGGGAAUGGAGUGUUGGGAUGAUGUGGGGAAAUGUAAGGAAAGGAAGGAUAAAGUGGUUGAGGACACUGGUUGCUGGAUUAAACUCAGGUUUAUUGGUAGUUGUAUCUCUUCAAGAUCUAAAGUUGAUAACUCCAUUAGUAGAAUCAGCGCUCGCUGUGAAAGUAAAUCGACAAAUGAUACGAGCAUAGGACAGGCGAUAGCUCCUGUUAUAUCAUCAACUACUACAAGUAAUGCAGAAAGCAGUUCUUCAACUUCCAAACUUGAAGAAGAACUUAAAGUCUCUUCUUUGCUUCGCAAGUUUUCAUUUAACGAUUUGAAGUUAGCCACGAGAAAUUUCAGACCAGAAUCUCUUCUUGGAGAAGGGGGUUUCGGAUGUGUUUUCAAGGGUUGGAUUGAAGAGAAUGGAACCGGACCAGUUAAACCGGGGACGGGACUUACUGUUGCUGUGAAAACUCUGAAUCAUGAUGGGCUUCAGGGUCACAAAGAGUGGCUGGCAGAAGUGAGUUUUCUUGGUGACCUAAUUCAUCCUAAUUUAGUGAAACUGAUUGGUUAUUGCAUUGAAGAUGAUCAGAGGCUUCUAGUUUAUGAAUUCAUGCCUCGUGGAAGCCUUGAGAACCACCUCUUUAGGAGGUCUCUACCACUUCCAUGGUCUAUCAGGAUGAAGAUUGCUCUUGGUGCUGCUAAAGGUCUUGCAUUCCUUCAUGAGGAAGCACAACGUCCCGUCAUAUAUAGGGAUUUUAAAACAUCCAACAUCUUGUUAGAUUCUGAUUACAACGCCAAGCUUUCGGAUUUUGGACUUGCCAAAGAUGGACCGGAGGGCGAUAAGACACACGUCUCUACUCGUGUCAUGGGGACAUAUGGUUAUGCUGCUCCUGAAUAUGUAAUGACAGGACAUUUAACAUCAAAGAGUGAUGUCUACAGCUUUGGUGUGGUGCUUCUUGAGAUGAUUACUGGCAGAAGAUCAAUGGACAAGAACCGUCCCAACGGGGAGCACAACCUGGUUGAAUGGGCACGGCCCCACAUUGGUGAUCGGCGGAGAUUCUAUAGGUUGGUAGACCCUAGGCUCGAAGGGCACUUUUCCAUAAAAGGUGCACAGAAAACUGCACAGUUGGCAGCCCAGUGUCUAAGUCGGGACCCGAAAUCCCGACCCAUGAUGAGUGAAGUUGUGGAAUUAUUAAAGCCUUUGCCAAACCUAAAUGACAUGGCUAGCUCCUCCUAUUAUUUCCAGACCAUGCAAAUUGACAGGGCCGUGUCCAGCCCGAAUGCAAAAAGUGGGCACAGAACUCAGGCCCACCACCUGUUUGCAAAGCCAAGGAGCCUUUCUAUACCAAAUGGAUCUCAUGCUUCUCCUUUUCAUCAUCACCAGUUUCUGCAUAAUUCACCAAAACCUCAUGGCAAAGUGUAGGAUUGGUUUGAAUGUUUGGUUUUCUUCAAUUCUUUUUAUCCAUAUUAAGAAGAUGCAUUUUGUUUGCCAGGAUGGCAAAUGAAGAAAAUCAGUUUUUAUAUAUAAAAGAGCUGCUUGGACUGUGAGAACUCUCCAUGGAAAUGAAUGUAAUGUAAGAAUGGGAAAAUUUCAUGUGAUGGGGGUAAAUAUUUUGCAGUUUAAUCAGUUAAUGUGUCAG